AUUCAGGAGGCCGAACGUCGGCGAUCCGUGCCCUUCUAGCCCGCUGCGGAGGGCGGCCGGCCCUUGCUCUUUCCUAGGGUUCGUGCUCUCCGGGAGUCCGGAGCAUGGUCCUGGGUCACUGCUGGUGGAGCGAGGACGCCGAGAGGGAGGAUGGCGGGCUGGAAGGUGGCGGUUUUAUGUCUGUGGGUCUCCUGCGGCUCUGCCGCCGGACAGCUGGAAUACUCAGUGUUGGAGGAGACCGAGCGGGGCGUAGCCGUAGGCAAUGUGUCCGCGGACUUGGGGCUGUCAGCGGCCGCUCUGUCCUUGAGGAACUUUCGCUUCCUUUCCGGCCACCGCGAGCCCUACUUCGGGGUGGAUCGGGCCAGCGGCGGCUUGGUGGUCCUAGAGCCGGCGGACCGCGAACGGCUGUGCGAGACCAAAGCUGUCUGCGUCUUGACCUAUGAGCUGGUGCUCGAGGACCCGCUGGAGCUACACCCGAUGCGAGUUCACGUCGUGGACACCAACGACAGCUCGCCUUUCUUCCCUGCCGGCGACGUGCAGCUGCACAUCCCCGAGUUCCUGAUGCCGGGAGCCCGCUUUACUCUCCCUAAUGCCCAAGAUGCUGACGAGGGAAGCAACGGGGUCCUAAGCUACAGUCUGAGCCCCAGCCAGCACUUUCGCCUGAUCAUGGGAUCGCAGGUGGACGGCAGUGAAUACCCGGAGUUGGUAUUAGCGAAAGCGCUGGAUCGGGAGCAGCGCGCCACCCACCAGCUGGUGCUCAGCGCUAGGGACGGCGGGCGGCCCGCGCGCUCCGGAGACGCACGAGUUACCAUCAUAGUGGUGGACACAAACGACAGUGCGCCGGUAUUUGAGCGCCCAGUGUACCGCGCCAAGGUACCAGAGACUGCACCGAACGGGACUGUGUUACUACGAGUUCAGGCCUCGGACCCGGAUGAAGGCUCCAAUGGGGAAAUCCGGUACUCCUUAAGCAACAGCACGCGAGCAGCGCUGCGACACCACUUUCACGUGCACCCUAGAACUGGGGAGGUGCGGGUAGCUGCGUCACUAGGUCCACCGGAAACGUUGUUGGAGGCGUACAUUGAGGCGAGGGAUGAGGGCACCUUCGGUUUAGCUAAUACUGUCAAACUGCUGGUGGAAGUGACGGAUGUGAAUGAUCAUGCCCCCGAGGUGAAUCUCCUGACUCUGUCCAGUUCAGUUUCUGAGGACGCUGCCCCUGGCACAGUGAUUGCCCUCCUCAGUCUCAGGGAUGAGGAUCUCGGUCCCAACGGUAAGGUCGUUUGUAGCAUGUCCAGUGGAGGCCCUUUUAAGCUGAAGGCUUCCUUUGACAACUACUACAGCUUGCUGACUGAUGGGCCGCUGGACCGGGAGCAGGUCGGCGAAUACCAGGUCCUGAUCACUGCCUCAGAUGGUGGCUCAUCCCCCUUGAGCACCCUCAAGACACUGACUGUGUCUGUUGCUGAUGUGAAUGACAAUUCACCAAGCUUUGCUCAACCACAACAGGAACUUUUUGUGGCUGAAAACAAUGGUCCUGGGGCCUCUCUAGGCUGUGUGUUUGCCCAGGAUCCCGACCUGGGGAAGAAUGGCCUUGUCUUCUAUGAGCUGUUGGAUAUUAUCUCUGAAAGGCAGACGGCCUCUAGCUUGGUGGCAGUAGAAUCAUCCAGCGGGGCUAUCACUGCCAAAACGUCCUUUGACUUUGAGCAGCUCAGGGGGUUUCACUUCCAAGUGGAAGCCCGGGAUGGUGGCAUUCCUCCCAGGAGUGCAACAGUGACUGUGAACUUGUUUGUGGUAGAUAGGAAUGAUAAUGCUCCAGUCAUCUUGGUUCCCGUGUCCAGAAAUGGCUCCAUUCCAGUGGAGAUUGCGCCCCGCUCUGCCAGAAGUGGACACUUGGUCACAAAAGUGGUAGCAGAGGAUGCAGACAGUGGCUCUAAUGCUUGGCUUUCCUACCAUAUUUCUCAGGCUUCUGACUCCAGCCUUUUCAGAAUUUCAGCCAGUAUGGGAGAGCUCCGAACUGCCCGAUUAAUUCUUCCCAGUGAUGCGGUUAAACAGAGGGUGGUGGUCGUGGUUCGGGACCAGGGAGACCCAUCACUUUCCUCUUCUGUCACAUUGGGUGUACUGUUGAGCAACUCGGCCCCUCAGGUCCUUCCAGACUUUGAGGAUACCUGGGAAACAGGAGGCCACCUUUCUACCCAGAACCUGUACUUAGUAAUUGCUCUGGCCUGUAUUUCCUUUUUAUUUCUGGGGUGGUUACUUUUCUUUUUGUGCAUCAAGGUGAACCAGAGCCCAGUUUGUUGUUCUCAAAGGUGCUGUCGCUCCCCAGAGGAACUGAGGUAUGCGAGGAAGAUGGCUUCGAGUCCUUGCAUGUUAUCAGCCACAGUAGACGUCACUACCGUUGAGAGACUUUCUCAGACCUAUCUCUAUCAGGCCUCUCUAGGACUUGGUUCUGAUAAUAACAGUUUGCUGUUGCGUGGGGAAUACAGUACUGCUGACCUGAGAAAUCUGGCUACAGGGGUAGGAUUGAAUUUGCCAGUAUCCUGCAUUCAUAUUCGGAAUAGGAAAGGGGAUCACAUAAAUGUCAAUGCCAUGGUAAGCAAAUUUUUGGAGAUUUGAUUCCCUUGGCCAGGAGAUGACUGCUAGCUGUGUUUUGAAAUGCUUCUUAGGUGAGUCUUCGGCAACAUUUAUUCCACUGAAUUGAACACUCCUGCUUAGCACCCACUGUGCUAAGAAUUUUGGGCAUAUAUAAGUAUUAAAAGACUGUCCAAGGAGUUUAUAGUUUAUUUUUGAGAAACAAGGGUAAGAAAUUCAAAACCAUCAAAGAACAAUAAAAGUAAUAUAGCAUAAAUGUCUAAAAUUAAGAAAUAAGGCACCAGUUUCUGGUACAGGUAAUAAAUGACCUGGAAAGUUUUUAAUUCCCUUUGGGAAUUUGUUUAAGGAAUUAUUUAAAGCAUAAAUCCCUUCAUUCAAAAAACUAUUUUGUGCAACAGAUAUGUGUAAGACAUUCUGACACCGAAAGUGGGAAUGAAAAAUAUACACUACUCUUUGCAUAACAUAAGCAUGAUAUCAUGGAAGAUGAGACAUUUGCUCAAACCAUUACAAUACAUGAUUUAAUGAUGAUAACCUAAAAAAUGUAAAAAUAAAUUGCAAUGGAUGUUCAAAGAAGGGAGAGAGAGACUGUGAGAGAACAUCUAGGAAAGGAGGAAGGAGUCAGAGAAGGCAUGAUGGUAGAGAUGGCAUUUGAAUUAAAUCUUGAAUGAUACACUAUUUAAUAAAAUGCAACAUAUUUUCUAGGUCAUACUUUAAAUAAAUGCCAUUUUUGACAGAGUAGUCCUUUUCGAGAAUGACACUCUAAAACAUAGCUAAUAGCUCCAUACAGUGUUUCUCAGUAUAUGGAAAUUAUAAGCAUGUCUCAGAACACCUGUAUGUAUUGAUAGAAAGAAGAUCAAACCAUUGGGUAUAGGACUUGACAACCUUUAAUUUUGUGUUUUUAUUGAUAUACUUCACAAAUAAAAGAUGAGUAUUUUUUAAAUUUUAAUUCCAGUGUAGUUAACAUACAAUGUUAUAUUCAAUUCAGGUGUACAAUAUAAUGAUUCAACAAUUCCGUAUAUUACUCAGUGCUUGAAAGGGAAUUGUUACAUCAGAAACAUUAGUGUGUUCAAGGUGCAUUUGCCAUUCAAAGUCCAUUCAACUUGGAUUUAAUUUUCUUAUUAUUUUAGAGGGCAGUAUACUUUAAAAUAAGUAAAUACCAUAUUUGAGAGUAAUGCAUCUAAUGAAAGUUAAAUUAUUCAAAUACUUAAAUGUAUCCAUAGUGGCCCUUUGCAUUUCAGAAACUUUUUGAAUAGAGUGAGGACAAUCUUUAGCAAUUUUACGAUAUGACUUUCUGACUUCUCAUAGAGAUCAUGGAAACAAGGGAAGGAGGUAUGCAGAGAUUAGGGAAGAGAAUGGAAGAUUCCUUGUUUUACUAUUCCAGGUAAUAGGGAAAAAGUGAGUUAUAAGUUAUUCUCCUCAAAUAAUGAUGUUAACUGCAAAUAAAAUAGAUUUACAUGCAUUAUAGUUUUGCAUAUUUGAUAUUCUCACAUGACAUAAUAGAAUGUAAUAUAUGAGAGUAAAUGCUUGCUGAAUGAGAGAAUAAAUACAUUUGCUGGGCGCCUGGGUGGCUCAGUUGGUUAAGCAACUGCCUUUGGCUCAGGUCAUGAUCCUGGAGUCCCUGGAUCGAGUCCUGCAUCGGGCUCCCUGCUCAGCAGGGGGUCUGCUUCUCCCUCUGACCCUCCCCCCUCUCAUGUGCUCUCUCUCAUUCUCUGUCCCUCUCAAAUUAAAAUAAAUAAAUAAAUAAAUAAAUAAAUAAAUAAAUAAAUAAAUAAAAGAAUAAAUACAUUUGCUAAUGUAUGAAUUGGGUGGUAACAUUGAGGGAAGAGUUCAACAUCAAGGGCAAAGAUUUAACUCACUUUUCCACUUUAUAUGUAUAUAUAUUUAACAGUUUAAAGAUCACUUUCAAAUAUAUUAUUUCAAUGGUUAUUUUCUUCCUCAUGUAUAAUAGUUAAACAACAAAAUAGUGGGGUUUUCUGGUCCUAGAACUAGCUUGAAAAACCUCAAUGCUGUGUUCUGUUGCUAAAUAUGAUUGCAGUCCCUCUCUAUAACAAAGUGAUUAGUAGGGAUGCACGUUUUUGUACUGUGAAAGUCACAGUGGAUGCAAAUUAAAAUACAGUUAAUUUUAAGGGAGAAAAUUGGUGCACUAUAAUGUUAAUAUUUCAGGUAUCAAAACACUUAAUGUGUAAAUGCUCUUCCUAUCAAGAAAAUUCAUAACUUCUUUUAUUUCAUUGUUUUCUAUAACAAAGAGAGAUGAGAAUACCAGUAAUGUCUGAAGUUUGGGAGUCGGGUAUUGUUUGAAAAACACAUAUUAAGCAGACUUGAAAGGAAACGGAUCUGGAAGUUAGAAAAUUAUUUAAAAGGAAGAAUGUAGGGGUGCCUGGGUAGCUCAGUUGUUUAAGCGCCCAACUCUUGAUCUCAGCUCAGGUCUUGAUCUCAGGGUUGUGAGUUCAAGCUCUACCUUGGGCUCCAUAUUGGGCAUGGAGCCUACUUAAAAAAAUAAAUGAAAGGAUAAAUAUAACUAAUAACAGAGAAAAAUAUUCCUUGCCACCAAAUUUUUAAACUUAAAUGAGUGACAGUAACGAAGGUAAAUUGUUCAUACAUUCAGGAAUACUGUGCCAUCCCAUUCAUCCACUUAAGAAGUCUUUUUCCAUCAAUGUUGAUAUUUCAUUUUUUAGGUAGUCCAUUGUCUGAUAAUAAUUUUGUGGACUGGAUAUUUCCUUAUAUAUAAAGAAAGUAUGAUGUAUAAGAGCAUGAAUAAAAUAACUUCUAGAUAGCUGGAGUAUUUGUAAUUCACCCAGUAAUUUUAUUACUUUAUUCUUCCUAUCCAAUUGCAUAUUGAUCCAAUCAUGAUUUUUUUUUUUUUAAAGAUUUUAUUUAUUUAGGGGC
Mirounga angustirostris (Northern elephant seal) is the source of this 5469-nucleotide messenger RNA. RefSeq names its product protocadherin alpha subfamily C, 1 (gene PCDHAC1). NCBI's taxonomy places the organism in Eukaryota, Metazoa, Chordata, Mammalia, Carnivora, Phocidae. Gene Ontology annotation, biological process: homophilic cell-cell adhesion. Gene Ontology annotation, cellular component: plasma membrane. The record is from RefSeq and is a predicted model, not a curated record. The coding region runs from base 151 to 2607 and encodes 818 amino acids. The transcript has a single exon. Gene Ontology annotation, molecular function: calcium ion binding.